This is a messenger RNA of Pteronotus mesoamericanus, 990 nucleotides long. RefSeq names its product DNA polymerase delta 4, accessory subunit (gene POLD4). Gene Ontology annotation, biological process: DNA-templated DNA replication; DNA synthesis involved in DNA repair. Gene Ontology annotation, molecular function: DNA-directed DNA polymerase activity. The coding region runs from base 202 to 525 and encodes 107 amino acids. The transcript has 4 exons. NCBI's taxonomy places the organism in Eukaryota, Metazoa, Chordata, Mammalia, Chiroptera, Mormoopidae. The record is from RefSeq and is a predicted model, not a curated record. Gene Ontology annotation, cellular component: delta DNA polymerase complex.
UCCGUGCUUGUGGACAAGGGGAGAGACGUCAUUCUCUGGAAACUGCGAACUUCCUCUCUGCUAGUCUGGGUCAUUCCGUCUGCCCGUUGCUGGUCCCAGGCUCGCUUUCUGGCCCCAGCCCUCUCUCACUCUCUCUCUCAGCAGCUGUCUUUCUCGUGCCCGUUGGCCUGUCUCUCUCCUCUGCCUGCCUGGGUGGCCGCCAUGGACCGGAAGCGGCUGAUCACUGACUCCUACCCAGUAGUAAAGAGGAGGGAGAGCCCCACUGGACACAGCAAGGGGAAGCUGGCACCGGAGUUAGAGGAAGAGAUCCAGCCCCUGAACGUCGAUGAAGUGGAGCUGGAGUUGCUGAGGCAGUUUGACCUGGCCUGGCAGUAUGGGCCCUGCACAGGGAUCACAAGGCUGCAGCGCUGGCAUCGGGCAGAGCAGAUGGGCUUGGAGCCUCCCCAAGAAGUGCGUCAGGUGCUGCAAACCCACCUCGGAGACCCCCGCUUCCAGUUCAGCCUCUGGCACCUCUACCCACUUUGAGGUGCCACCUAAGAUCUUCUGCCCGCUACCCAAGAACCUCAGGACACAAGUGAGACCCCAUUGCUGCCCCUCAGCUCAGCUCUGCUGUGGAGAACAUCAGGCAGGAAGGAGUCUCACAGGGAAGGAAAGAGGCUGAACCUGGAGGUCUCCGCGCUUAGUCGUCCAUCUGACCAGCUCUGAGAGCCAAGGAGCCCUUCCUGCCUGGGUCGUGGUCUCUGAGGACAAGAACCUGCCCGUGACCAUCCCGAUGCCUGUCACACACCUCCCUGCCCUAAACACUGUGAUCCUGGGGAUGGUGUAGCAAUUUAGGCACAGCCUAAUCUGAGCAGACUCAGGCAGAUGCACUCCCUGCCUAAGCCUAGGAAUCUGAGGGCAGAACUGGCUGAGCUCACAGGGCAAGGUGUUCACUAAUGCUUAUCAAUAAAUAACACAGCCUGGAAGCCUAAACUCCAGUCCUUUAAUGUG